AUGCAGUCCAUCAUUGCUCAAAACGAAAAUCCAACCUUUGUCACCCACAACUUGAACAAAAAUCUAAUGGCAGUUUGGUCAUGGGAUGACGGUGACGAUGAUAUGGCGCUCAACAACAACAACAACAACAGCAGCAGCAGCAGCAGCAGCAGCACAAGCUCUCAUGGCAGUAGUAGUAGUAGCAUUGGAAGGAGUUCCAAGUGGACCAGCUUUGAGAAACUGUCAUCAUCAGAUAAUGAUAAUAAUGACAAUGAUGAGAACGAUGAGAACGAUGAUAACGAUGCCGAGAACGAUGAUGUGAAACAGUGGGAAUUCUAUCACUGUUUAGUCCAGCAAGAAGCAGUACCGCAACAUCAGGAAGAAAAGAAGGACGAAGCUGAGGAGGAGGAGGAGGAGGAGGAGCAUAAAAGCAAUAAGACGAGCAAAACUAUUUUACCAAACAUGUUUGGCAAGGACAGUCGGAUCAAGAGUAUGAUAGUCGAUAAUGUGGAGCAUUUGAAUCCUAUUCAUAUGUUUGGUCAUCACAAGCGGUCCUCAUCCCUUAAUGACGCCGCCUUCUUUGCACCAGAAGCCAGAAAAGACUUUGUCGGACAAGCUGUGGAGGACGCCAUAUCAAAAGCCAAAAAGACGUUUACGCUCAAACAUCAUAACAAUUCAAAGAAAGACAAUACUAAUAAUGCAUCGGAAGACGAGACGGAUACGAAAAAGAAAACAAGCCUAAUACAGCCACCACAGUCACCGGGUGGUGGUGACAUCAAUGCCUUCAAGGAUCAAUAUUCAAGUGUCAUGGACAUCGCAUUUACAAAUCCCAUUGCCAUGGCAAAAUUAAAGGCCUUCAAAACUCGAAAUACGCCGCAAACGCCCCGGAAAACCUUGAAAGAUGUGGCGGAUAUUCCAGCCAUACCCGAAGAUGCGCUCUCUCCGGAAGUCACCCGACAAUCGCUGGGCAAAUUCCUCGGCGAAACAAACAAUACCACCGCUAGUACUGACACACCCUCGAAACGAAAAAGCAAAUCCCGCAAAAGCAAAUUGCAAAAAGCGCUGUCCACAUCGCAUCUCUUGCACGAACACGACGACAACGACGAUCUUUCGGAGGACGAUCGAUCUGUAGCGACGACCAGGUCACAUACCAGAAGCAGGAAAAAGUCCAAGGAGGCGAAACGAAGACGGAGCAACAGUGUUGGAGCAACCGAAAAUCAUGAUGAUAAUGACAAUGACAAUAGUGAUGGUAAUGGUAAUGGUAAUGGUAAUGGAUUAUUAUCAUCCGUCAAAUCCAAAAAGAAAAAAAACAAGGAGGAAAAACGGAGUCGAAGUAGUAGCAGUGCUGGAAGAUUGAACAAACGAAGAUCCAAACAGCUGAAAAAAACCAUGUCGUCCAUGAAUGUCGACGGGGAGCGACGAUCGGACGACGAAGAUGAUGAGCUAUCCGUCACCAGUGCCAGCAAGAGUCCGCGUACCAAACGGAAAAGUCGACGAGUGCCCAAGCUAAGGAAACAAAGAUCGGAGGCGGAUGUAGGUGGCGGCACGGGGUCGCAACGAAGAUCCAAAAAGAAGGAUGCCACUAGCAAAUUGGAAGUCUUGAACAGCCGUAUGAAGAAAACGAUUGGGUUGGAAGCGACGCCCGACAGUCCAACUAGCUCCAAGAGUGGGAGUAGAAAAAGUGGGACACUGGAAGAACGGCGUGCCCGUAAACGCAUGUCGCAGCAAAAGCUCAAGGGGGCCUUUGACAAGAUUGUGGUGGACAGUGCCAAUGUCGGCGAAACGAUGGGAAAAGGCGUAAAGCUUGGUAUGGAUGCCACCAAAACGGCAGGCAAAACCGUUGGCAAAGGAGCCAUGGGGACUACCAAAGGAGCGAUCGAUGCUACCAAGACUGUCGGAAAAGGUGCUGUUGACGCAACAAAGACAGUCGGUAAGGGGGCUAUAGAUGCCACAAAAACUGUUGGUAAAGGUGCAAUGGAUGUAACCAAGACGGUAGGCAAAGGAGCUCUAGACGUUACCAAGGGAGUGGGCAAAGCCAUUGGUGUUAGUAAGAGUGCAACUCCUCCUCCUGUGACGCGAACAGAGUGA
Cylindrotheca closterium is the source of this 2067-nucleotide messenger RNA. Lineage: Eukaryota; Bacillariophyta; Bacillariophyceae; Bacillariales; Bacillariaceae. The record is from the annotation of a GenBank genome assembly.